GUCGCGAAGGCCGUGUGGCCACACCGAAGCCACCUCCCCUUCUGUCCCCUUUUGUUCAGUUCCCGCAUCCCCUUUCCAUAGUACUCGAACAUCUUGCACGUCCCAGUAAAUCCCCUGCCCUGUGGACGCCAUCAUGGACAUGCCUUACUCUUCUCGAACUGUACAACUGAGCUCGCUCGAUCCCCCGGGCACGCAACGCAAGCUCACCAUCCCGUUCGCGUUUACCAAGCAAAGACCAGAUCGUUGCAAACUCCUGAAGGCAUUCCCUCAUAUGAAGCCGUUCGAUACGCUUCCACGUCUUCUUAUACCGAGCAGUCGUUAUGCAUGGCGGCCGCCUCGCAUGUUCUAUGCUUGGCCCGCUCCGCAAAAGACCAUGCUCGACUUCGCAAAGAAGCACAAACUAGUCAAAAGGGCUCGUGGCGGGAUCAAUCUCCACUGGACGUUGAGGAGAGCACUCUGUGCGAUGAUCAGGACCGACGACUUAGCCCAAGAUAUCAGUCCAGACUUUCUCUAUCUUCGCGGAUCGCUCGUCGGGGCGAAGGAUGGCAUAACGUUACUCGUAGCGCUUUAUUCGAACUAUGACGUGAAGCGCGGGGAUAUCUUGUCCGACGAGACAGUUGAGAAGAUACGGGAGCGUUUGGGUGUUGAGGGUCGACCGAAGUGGUAUCUGGAUUGUUGCGAUGGGAUUUGGGAGGAACGGUGAAUAGCUCGCAUGGCUAUCAU
Fomitopsis serialis is the source of this 723-nucleotide messenger RNA. RefSeq lists its product as uncharacterized. The coding region runs from base 134 to 703 and encodes 189 amino acids. The transcript is spliced from 2 exons. Lineage: Eukaryota; Fungi; Basidiomycota; Agaricomycetes; Polyporales; Fomitopsidaceae. The record is from RefSeq and is a predicted model, not a curated record.